CUCUUGAGUUCAAAGCAUCUGCGCCACUAUGUUCUCUCUCCGCACCUCAUUUGUCUUGCUUGCUGCGCUCCUUACAAUCACCGGUGCCGCACCCACGCUGGAGAAUCCAUUGAAUGAUCUGGCAGCCAGGCAGGUCUGCUAUGAUUCAUCCUCGUCUGUCGCGUUCCUCCGUGCAUAUAACGUGAAACAAACCGACCACUACUACACGACCAGCGUGUCAGCGAUGGACAAGGCGGUCAGUAAGGACGGUUAUAAAUCGCAAGGCGAUGCCGGUCACGUCUUCACCUCCGAGGUCGUGAACACGUCCCCUCUGUACCAGCUCUACACCGCGAAGACGACCGACAACUUCUACACCACGUCGGAGGAGCAGGCAGAGAAGGUCGUGAGCAACGGUGGAGGGUGGAAGAGGCAGGGCAUCGCGGCGUAUGUGUAUGAGGAUCAGAUCUGCGGAAGCAUUCCGCUGUACCAAGUGUACAACCCGAAGAUCACUGAUCACUUCUACACAACGGACGAGACUGAGCGAAACCACGCUAUCGAUGAUGAUGGAUAUGUCGACCAGGGGAUCGCAUGCUACGUGCUGCCGGACGAUGACUGAACGACAGGUAGCACAGCAUUCUCAGUUUGGUUGUACUGACUUACUCUGCCUAUCAGCAUGUCUUGGUGUCCUUUGGUUACUCCCGAAAUUGGAAGUGUAUCCAGUGUCCCUUAUUUGCUGCUCUUGCGAGGAUUACCGAGUCAUAUUGUCUGUGUGUCAC
This is a messenger RNA of Laetiporus sulphureus 93-53, 755 nucleotides long. RefSeq lists its product as uncharacterized. The record is from RefSeq and is a predicted model, not a curated record. NCBI's taxonomy places the organism in Eukaryota, Fungi, Basidiomycota, Agaricomycetes, Polyporales, Laetiporaceae. Bases 29 to 595 code for a protein of 188 amino acids. The transcript has 2 exons.